GCACUGCUGAGCGGAACUUGCGGUGUCACUGCUGGGCACCGAUCAUCAGGGCACUGAUCAUCAGUGCCCUGAUGAUCGGUGCCGAUCCCCGCUCUGACAACUGCCGGGCACUGAUGAUCAGUACCCUGAUGAUCAGUGCCACCCACCAGUGCCACCCACCUGUGCCCCCAAGUGUCACCCACAAGUGACCAGCAGUGCCACCCAUCUGUGCCCAGCAAUGCCACCCACCUGUGCCCAUUAGUGUCCAGCAGUGCCACCCACCUGUGCCCA
Messenger RNA from Staurois parvus, 270 nucleotides. NCBI's taxonomy places the organism in Eukaryota, Metazoa, Chordata, Amphibia, Anura, Ranidae. The record is from the annotation of a GenBank genome assembly.